Nomia melanderi (Alkali bee) is the source of this 1218-nucleotide messenger RNA. The record is from RefSeq and is a predicted model, not a curated record. Lineage: Eukaryota; Metazoa; Arthropoda; Insecta; Hymenoptera; Halictidae.
AUGGCGGAGAGGAAACACAGGGGGGACACGGCAACGGGCUUCGUCGUUUCCGAAAGGGUGCUUCGCCUGUUGGGGAUCUGGCCCUUGAACGCUGACUGCGUCUUUAAGUCAUCUCUGGGGCGAUGGUGCUUCGCCAUGCUGACGCAGGUGAGCACCAUCUGCAGCCUGUCUCUGGAGGUCUACCGUCACUGCCUGGACCUGGACGACACGAUAGACGCGUUCGUCAUGGAUCUCUCCUCCGUCAUCUGCCUGUCGAAGGUGUUCAUCCUGCGGUUCAACUGGAAACACACCUACUCCCUCGUCAAUUCGAUCACGGAGGAUUGGUCUGAUGUGGAGGACUUCCGCUACCGCAGUGUCAUGACUAAGUAUCACGAAAAGGGGCGAACCGUGUCGCUGCUGAUGCUGUACCUGGGCUACGCCUCCGGACUUUCCUUUGUCGUCAAGGCUUUGCCUCUGCACAUUCUCCUGCCCUUUCAGAUACUUCACAGCCCAAGGAACUCGACGGACAUCGUAGACCAGCAGUCCCUGAAAAGGGACUACUUCCUGUCGACCUACUGCGUGUUCGGCGCGCAGCCCGUGAUCCACAGAGCCUGCGUGCUCGCGGUCCAGGCGGCUCACAUAUUCGUGAACGCGGUCGGCCAUUGCGGCAACGACGGCCUCUUCUUCAGCCUGACGAUGCACCUGUGCGGCCAGUUCGAGGUGCUCAAGAUGAGGCUGGCCGAGAUCGAGAUCGAGAAGUCCGGCUAUCGCAGGAAAAUCGGCAUGCUGGUGAAGCGGCACUGCCGCCUCGUGCUGCUCGCGGACGAUCUGGAGCAGAGUUUCAACGUGGUCAUGCUGGUACAGCUGCUGAUGAGCCUGUUAUUGCUCUGCGUCGAAGGUUUCAUGAUGAUCGUCUGCCUGAACGCGAAGGACAGAGUCGGCACGCUGAAGUGCACGGUGAUCGUGGUGACGUUGCUGAUGCAGCUGUACGUCUACACCUACGCAGGCGACGCCCUCGAGUCGCGGACCGGCGAAAUCUCGUUCGCCGCCUACGAUUCGGACUGGUACCGUUCCCGGGGCCACGCGGCGAGGGACCUGGCACUGAUCAUCAACCGCGGGAACUCGCCCUUCCGCGUCACCGCCGGGAAAUUCGUGCCCAUGAACUUGCUCACGUUCAAAGAGAUACUAAAAGCAUCCGCCUCUUACAUGUCCGUCCUGAAGGUAAUGAUGGACGCGUGA